Messenger RNA from Klebsormidium nitens, 1272 nucleotides. The record is from the annotation of a GenBank genome assembly. NCBI's taxonomy places the organism in Eukaryota, Viridiplantae, Streptophyta, Klebsormidiophyceae, Klebsormidiales, Klebsormidiaceae.
AAUUCUCGAAAGAGCUCGAAUGUUUCAAGUUCGCUUGUUCAGGUCUGCUUUUCCGAGUCUUUGCUGCAUGGUCAAACAAACUCCCGCGCAUUUCCCCUCCUCAGAAGCAGCAAGACAUUCAAGUUGGAUUUCUUGAAGAGGUGCAGCAAGCGGCAAAAAAAGGGGGCAGAUUGGACUGCUACUCUGGAGACUUUGUUUGUCCGAAGGCGCUGUCGGAAGCCUGUGUCCUUGAUUCUCAGGAAGGCGCUGAGAAUUAAAGUGCGGAGACCUUAGUGCAGAUCUGUUCGUCUGCGUGCAUCUGACCAUGGCGCUCGCUGGGCAGACCACUCCUGCAAACGUUCCCAGCUUCAAACUCAUCAUUGUAGGGGAUGGAGGCACAGGAAAGACCACUUUUGUCAAGCGCCACUUGACGGGGGAGUUUGAGAAGAGAUACGAACCCACAAUCGGUGUCGAGGUCCACCCGCUCGAUUUUUACACAAACUGCGGCCAGAUCCGGUUCUACUGCUGGGAUACGGCGGGCCAAGAAAAGUUUGGCGGGUUAAGAGAUGGGUACUAUAUCCAUGGGCAGUGUGCGAUUAUCAUGUUUGAUGUCACCUCCCGCCUGACCUACAAGAACGUCCCCACCUGGCAUCGGGAUCUUUGCAGGGUCUGCGAGAACAUCCCAAUCGUGCUGUGCGGGAACAAGGUGGACGUGAAGAACCGGCAGGUGAAGGCGAAGCAGGUGACGUUCCACAGGAAGAAGAACCUGCAGUACUACGAGAUCUCGGCCAAGAGCAACUACAACUUCGAGAAGCCGUACCUCUACCUCGCCAGGAAACUCGCAGGUGAUCAGACUCUGCACUUCGUGGAGUCCCCGGCUCUGCUCCCCCCGGAGGUUACCAUCGACUUGGAACAGCAGAAGAAGUACGAGGAGGAGCUUCAAAACGCGGCCAACCAGCCGCUGCCUGAUGACGACGAAGACCUGGCUGAUUAGAUACAUACAUGAUAGAUGGGAAAGGCGCGAAAAGAAUGUCGAAAGUAGCUUGUCUUUGCUUUGGGAAAGUGGUGCUCGACUCGCUCAAGGAAGUGGGGACACGCUCAACCCCGCUUGCUUCGCUAUAGGCACCCUAGAUUGAUGAGAACUCAAGAUCGUCUAGUAAACUCAUUGCUUGUGAGAACCUGUAUCUGUUGCUUGUGCAUCAAGUUGCUCAUGUUACACAUUGAUAGAAGAAGCACCUUGUCUGGCCUCUGUGUUAUGUCAUUGCCUAUGUACAAUCUUCUCACAUCGCCCGG